AUGGGAGCGUCGCGGGGCCUGUGGGAGUGGCAAGAUGCCACGUGGCACCGGCUCAACAGCAAGGACGCCUCGAUCCUGGAGGCCGCCUACCUUCAGGACCCAGAGGGCGCUUGUCCGCUGUCGCUGGGCCCACAUGAGUGCUGCUACGAAGUGGACUUCUCGGUGAUGCAGCAGCGGAACCGCGCCAGUGGCAAGAUUCGGAACCUGCGACGCAAGGCGCGACCCACUGCCGAGCGCCAAGAGGAGCUCGAGGGGCAGCUGAAGGAGGCGGUGGAGAAGGCAGAGAGUGUGGCCAAAGAAGCCGCCAGUGCUCAGGCCUUUCUUCCUCCGCUGCCGCAAGAGAGGUCUGAGCAAAGCUUACAGCGCGAGCCCCUGGUUGAGGCGGAGUUUGGAUCCCUCGCAGCUCUGCAAAGGUCCAUCUCCUCGGGCGCGGUGGUUCUUCUCCGUGGCUCCUGGCUGGCCAGAAGAGAGCUCAAAGAUCUGCGAGAAGCGCCUCCGGAGGCCUGCUGGAGGGGUCCCUUGGACCUUGACACGCCGAAGCUGGUGGCUGUAUCAGGCCUGCAGGAAGAUCAGCCGGAGCGCUUCGAGCUUUUGAAGCGGCUGGUGGAUCUGCAGCUGCAGCAGCUGGACGACUUCGCGCUCUUCCUGGACACCACCUGCGCUCCAGAGGCCUCGGAGUGGGCGAAGCUCGGGGCCAUGGUGGAGUGGUUCGCCUCGCCCUUCACGACCACCUGGUCGCUGACGCGCUCAUUUGCGCCGUGGACUUGGCUCCAGCGGUGCCUGGCGCAGCUCGCCUCCAACUCCCGGGAAAAGCUGCUGGAGGUCAGCGACCUCGACGAGCGCCUGGACUGGGCCCAUAGUCUGCCGCUGGUGCCGCCAGCCUUCGACGUGAUCCUCUCGGAGAUGCACUUCCAAAGACCGAAGGACUUCGAGAUCAUCAAGGGCUUGUACAAAGAGGCCUUCGAGCGGGUGCUCGGCGCCCGAGACGAAUGGAUGGAUUUCAGCGGCUUCGGCCUGGACGACUUUCACGCGGUGCAGCUUGCAGAGGUCUUGCUCCACAGCCAAAGUUUGGUGAAGCUCGUCCUCGCCGAGAACCAGAUCUCGGAUCUAGGAAUGCAGGCGCUGGCCCCACAACUGCCAGCGAGCCUCAAACUGCUGGACUUGUCGCAGAACUCGGUGGGGGACCUGGGCGUUUCCGCGCUCGCCAAACACCUGCCGCCGAGGCUGCAGCAGCUGUGCCUUAGCUCCAACACCUUCGGUGCUGAAGGCUUGGAGACAUUGCUGCGCCGCCUGCCCAGCUGUUUGGACCUCACCAGCCUCCGCCUCGCCCGCCUGCCCUUGGGCCGCGCGGGCCUCUCCCUGGACCUGGGGCAGCUGCGCUCAGUGGCGCGGCUCAGCCUCGCGGAGGUUCAGCUGGGCCAAGGGGUGGCGGCGUUGCACCUCCCGCCGCAGCUGGAGGAGCUACAGCUGGACGAGAACUGUUUGGGCGACCCCGGGCUCAUUGCCCUGGCGCCCAAGCUUGCGACCUGCAACACUCUGCGGAGCUUGUCGCUGAACGAGAACGCCUUCGCGGAUGCAGGCAACUGA
Molecule: messenger RNA, 1587 nt
Organism: Effrenium voratum
Lineage: Eukaryota; Dinophyceae; Suessiales; Symbiodiniaceae
Source: the annotation of a GenBank genome assembly